Mycena indigotica is the source of this 1698-nucleotide messenger RNA. RefSeq lists its product as uncharacterized. Lineage: Eukaryota; Fungi; Basidiomycota; Agaricomycetes; Agaricales; Mycenaceae. The record is from RefSeq and is a predicted model, not a curated record. The transcript has 13 exons. The coding region runs from base 1 to 1698 and encodes 565 amino acids.
AUGCUCCGUCUCGGUUCAUUAUUGGCGCUUGCUUACCUUUUUACUCAAGGGACGACUGCGCCGGCCCCGGCAUGGCAGUUCGUUGAGAAAGGAAACUCUGGCAUCGUGGCCCUUGAGGCCAUUGUCGUGUCUCCAUCCCUCGUUGUAUUUUUCGAUCGAGCAACGAACGAUCCGCUCAAGACCGCUGAUGGCCGGACGGCUUGGGGAGCUCUCUGGAAUCUUGAAACUAAUCAGGCAACUCCUCUGAAGCUCGUCUCGGACUCGUUUUGUGCGAGUGGCUCAUUAUUGAGCAAUGGGACUAUGGUCAGCGUUGGAGGCAAUAUUCCUGCUCCUGCCGAUUUGAAUCAAACUGCUGCUUCGGACGGAAGAAUGGGGCUACGAAUGUUUGGCCCAUGCACGGAUGUCAACGGCGUUGGCUGCACGAUUUUUGAAGACCUCGAUAACAUUCAUCUUGUGGAAACCCGGUGGUAUCCGUCGUCUUUGAGGAUAUUUGACGGCUCUUUGAUGGUUGUCGGGGGCGUUCACGCUGGUGUCCCAUUCUACAAUGUUCACCCUGUCAAUUCCUUCGAGUUUUUCCCUUCUAAGGACAAUGGAGUCCCUCGUCAAUCCCCCUUCUUACAGAGAACUGCCCCUGUCAAUCUCUUCCCUCGAGUCUUUGCGCUUCCAGAUGGCAAAAUCUUCAUGCUCGCAAAUAACCAAUCCAUCAUCUACGACAUUGAGACGAACAAGGAGACCAUAUUACCGGACCUUCCUAAUGGACAAAGGGUUUCAAAUCCAUUUGACGGAACCCUUACGAUGCUCCCGCUCUCCCCACCGCUGUAUGUUCCUGAAGUGCUUGCUUGCGGAGGUUCCACGAAAAGCGACACGACACCAGUUGCAGACCUUUCGUCUCAAGAUCCGGCGACCUCUCAAUGUGCCCGUCUGACUCUCACACCCGCCGGAAUCGCACGAGGCUGGGAAGUCGAACAUAUGCCGCAGGGCCGAAUGAUGCCGGAGAUGAUCCUCAUGCCAAAUGGCCAAAUCCUAAUUAUCAACGGCGGCGCGAGCGGUUAUGCUGCUCUCAACUCAAUUGGCACUACGACUGGUGGCUCCAAUGCUGACCAUCCAGUUUUGACCCCGAUCCUAUAUUCACCUGAUGCUGCUGUGGGAAGGAGGAUGUCACAGGACGGUCUCCCGACAAGUAACAUCCCGCGUCUUUACCAUUCCACGGUGACUCUGCUGCCGCAAGGAAACAUUCUCCUUGCAGGCUCGAACCCGAAUCCAAAUGUCACCAUAAUCCCUGCAGGCCAACCUGGCUUCUCUUCGGAGUUCCGCGUCGAGACACUCGAUCCUCCGUUCAUGUCAAUGGCACGCCCGGUUUUGAGCAAUGUCCCAUCCAAAAUUCUCUUCAACCAACGGUUUACCAUCGACGUCAACAUGCCAGCAGGCGUCUCGCCCGUGGGAUUGAAAGUGGCCUUGAUGGACCUUGGUUUCUCCUCUCACGCUUUCCAUUCAAGCACCCGUCUCGUCUUCAUGGACGCAGUGUUGUCACCCAACGGACGGUCGCUCACCAUCUUGAGCCCUCCAAACAAUCGCGUCUAUCCUCCAGGGCCUGGGUAUAUAUUUGUCACAGUGGGAGACCGCACGAGCGUUGGCGCCCAUGUUAUGGUUGGGUCGGGUGCCAACCCACCGGUUGCUAAUCAAGGCAUCUUUAUCUAA